UGCAUUUCCCCGGCUUCAGAUCCACCAUGUUCUCUGAUGCACUAGAAGCUGCGGGGCGGGUGGAGGGCCUGCCGCUGUCCCCCCCGCAACCACUACCAGAGCUAGUGGACGAGGAAGCAGAGGCAUCAGUGGUGAGGGGGCCAAAGAGUCGAGGCCGCUACCGGAAAAGCCUGCAGCUUUUAAAGCCCUUCAGGAUGACACAUAAGCACCAGCACCCAGUCGAUAACGCCGGCUUCUUCUCAUUUAUGACUCUGCACUGGCUCUCCCCAUUGGCACUGAAGGCCUUCAAGGCAUCCAGCUUGUCUCUAGAUGAUGUGUGGGGACUGUCUUGCCAUGAAGCUUCUGAGAUCAACUGCCAAAGACUUGAAGCUCUGUGGCACGAUGAGCUGAAAAGAAGAGGGCGAGAGGGGGCAUCCCUUACAAGAGUCUUCUGGAGGUUCUGCCAAACCCGCAUGCUGGUGGCUAUCUUUUCCCUCCUCCUCACAAUGGUGGCAGGCUUUGUUGGGCCUGCUCUUCUGGUCCGAGCUCUGCUGGAGUAUUCCCAGAGCCCAGUGAUCUGUGUGCCGUACGGCCUCUCUCUGGUAGCUGGGAUAUUCCUCAUGGAAUUAAUACGCUCCUGGUCUUUGUCGCUCAUGUGGGCCGUCAACUACCGCACUGCAGCACGCCUUCGUGGGGCAGCUCUUACUUUUGCAUUCAACAAGAUCCUCCGCCUACGCAGCACUAAAGACAUCAGUCCAGGCGAGCUGGUCAACAUCUGCUCCAGUGAUGGCCAGCGGCUGUAUGAAGCAGUGUCAGUGGGCUGUCUGCUGGCCGGGGGGCCCCUGGUGGGAAUACUGGGUCUGUCCUACACUGCAUACUUCCUGGGCCCCACAGCUCUGCUGGGGUCAGCAAUUUUUAUCCUCUUCUACCCUACUAUGAUGCUUGCAUCGAGACUGACGGCGUAUUUCCGCAAAAAGUGUGUGGCGGUGACUGACCGGCGCGUGAGGCUGAUGAACGAGAUCUUGGGCUACAUAAAGUUCAUAAAGAUGUAUUGCUGGGAAGAAGCCUUUGCACAGAAUAUUCACAAGGUGCGAUCAGAAGAGAGGGGGAUACUGGAGAGAGCUGGGGUCAUCCAGAGCCUCACAGUGGGUGUGGCUCCCGUCGUCAUGGUGAUAGCAUGCGUGUGCACUUUCACCCUACAUAUGGCUUUGGGCAAUGACCUUACUGCAGCUCAGGCUUUCACUGUGGUUGCAGUUUUCAACUCCAUGACCUUUUCCCUGAAAGUCACACCACUAGCUGUGAGGUCACUGUCAGAGGGUGCUGUUGCAGUCAAAAGAUUUCAGAGGCUCUUUAUGAUUGAUGACAGAGAGAUUGUCUUGAUCAAAAUGGAGGAUCCUAACAAUGCAGUGGAAUUUCAGGAUGCAACACUGGCUUGGGAAAAGGCACGCUCUCCACCUGCAAAACCUAAUCCACGUCCCAAGAAGCUAGGAGGAAUGAUGCGCGUGCUGCGCAGAGAGAAGCUCAGCCUGGACUUUUCCACAGAGGACAGCAAAGUAAACAAGGAAGGUCCAAAUGCACAAAGUCUCCUCACAAAUAUGGAGCAGGAGAGUCAACAAAGUACCAUCUCCUCCACUCAAAGCAUGCGACCUCCACUGCACAAGACCCUGCACCGCAUUGACCAACGCAUUAAGACGGGUUCACUGGUUGGAAUCUGUGGAGGUGUCGGUAGUGGAAAAAGCUCCCUUCUGUCUGCUCUACUGGGACAGAUGACCCUGUUAGAGGGUAAUGUAGCUGUCAAUGGUGGCUUUGCUUACGUUCCACAACAAGCCUGGAUCCUCAAUGAGUCACUGAAGGAGAAUAUCUUGUUUGGAAACGAGUAUGACUUAGAAAAAUAUAAAGCUGUCCUGGAAGCCUGCUGCCUUCUCCCAGACCUUGCAGAGCUUCCAUAUGGAGAUAUGACUGAGAUUGGAGAGAGAGGUACCAACCUGAGUGGAGGACAGCGUCAGAGAGUGAGCCUGGCACGUGCCCUCUACAGUGAGCGGCCCAUACUUCUCCUGGAUGACCCGCUCAGCGCUGUUGAUGCUCGUGUGGGUAACCAUGUCUUCCAUAAAGCUAUCAGGGGUGCCGCAAAAGGCAAGACGGUGCUCUUUGUAACCCACCAGCUGCAGUAUCUGUCUGAGUGUGACAACAUUAUUCUGAUGAAGGAUGGGCAGAUUUCCGAGCAUGGCACCCAUGCUCAGCUAAUGGGUAAAGAGCGUGACUAUGCCAGCCUAUUCAACAGCACGCUACAGGAGAAUCUGGUAAAAGAGAAUUUAAAAAACAAACAGUGGAGGGCAGGUGCAGAAAAGGCUGACAGUGCUGUUGAUGAUGCCAAGGUCCGACCAAGGGUAGAAAGCGAGAAAGGAGAACGACUGAUGAAAGCUGAGGAGAAGGGCUCUGGUGCAGUCGCCUGGUCUGUGUAUGGUGCUUACAUCAAAGCAGCAGGAGGUCCAAUCAUCUUCAUCAUCAACAUCUUUCUCUUCCUCUCCACCACAGGCAGCAUAGCUUUCAGUAACUGGUGGCUCAGCUACUGGAUAAAGCAGGGCAAAGGGAACACAUCAUUGAUCUUGGUAAAUGAAACGAUGGCAAGCAACAGCAUGAGACUCAACCCUCACAUUCAGUACUAUUCAACUGUUUACGUUGUUUCCAUGGGAGCUGCAUUGCUGCUGAAGACAAUGAGAGGGCUGGUGUUUGUGAAGUGUACGAUAAAGGCUGCCUCUGUGCUCCACGACAAGCUGUUCUACCGGCUCCUCCUCAGCCCCAUGCACUUCUUUGAUACAACACCUCUGGGUCGUAUCCUGACCCGCUUCUCCAGAGACAUGGAUGAGGUUGAUGUACGUCUCACCAUGCAAGCUGAGAUGCUGCUGCAGAACAUGACCCUGGUGCUGUUUUGUUUCGGAAUGAUGGGAAUCGUCUUCCCCUGGUUCCUGAUCUGCAUCUUGCCACUGGGAGCCUUUCUCUACAUUGUCAACCGUAUCUGCAGGGUUUUGAUUCGCGAGCUGAAGCACCUAGAGAACAUCAGCCAAUCACCACUCACCUCUCACAUCACCAGCAGUAUUCAGGGACUCUCCACAAUACAUGCCUAUGGAAGAGGGCAUGACUUCCUCCAACGAUAUCAGGAAUUAGUCGACAACAGCCAGGCCUCCAACUACCUCUUCAGUUGCGCUAUGCGUUGGCUCGCUGUCCGCCUGGACCUUGUCAGCAUCUUUCUUAUCACUGGUGUAGCCCUUUGCAUUGUCUUCAUGCACAAUCAGAUACCUCCAGCCUAUGCAGGCCUCGCCAUAUCGUACGCAGUGCAGCUGACCGGGUUGUUGCAGUUUACCAUGCGGCUGCUCACAGAGACUGAAGCUCGGUUUACAUCAGUUGAGAGGAUCAAUCAUUAUAUAAAGUCUCUAGAGAGUGAAGCACCCCGUCAAAGUCCUGAGGCAGAUGCUCCUGCCCCCUCUUGGCCUCAGCGAGGAAACAUCACCUUCCAGGAUGUCGAGAUGCGUUAUCGGGAUGAUCUGCCACUUGUGCUUAAAAAUCUGUCCUUCACCAUCCUGCCUGAAGAGUCCAUCGGCAUUGUGGGCCGCACAGGUUCAGGAAAGUCCUCUCUGGGUGUAGCUAUGUUCAGACUUGUGGAGCUGACUGGAGGCUCGAUUAUCAUUGACGGAACCAAUAUUGCACAGAUUGGUCUGGAUGACCUGCGGAGCAAGCUAGCCAUCAUUCCUCAAGAGCCGGUGCUCUUCAUCGGGACAGUCAGGAGCAAUUUAGACCCGUGGGAUCAACACUCUGACUCCCAGAUAUGGGAAGCUCUUGAGAAGACACAUAUAAAAGAGAUGAUCAGCCAGCUGCCUCAUUCGCUUCACUCAGAGGUGACAGAAAACGGAGAGAACUUCUCGGUGGGAGAACGACAGCUACUCUGUGUGGCCAGAGCUCUGCUGCGCAACAGCAAGAUUCUUAUAUUGGAUGAGGCAACAGCAGCCAUCGACAAUGAGACAGAUCGUCUCAUCCAGAAGACCAUUCGUUGUGCCUUUGGCAACUGCACCACCCUCAUCAUUGCCCAUCGUCUCAACACAGUGAUGAGCUGCAGCAGGGUCAUGGUUCUGGACAACGGCCAGAUUUUGGAGUUUGACAGUCCCGCUGCCUUGCUGGCAGAUGAAAACUCAAGAUUUAGAGCGCUGAUAGAAGCAUCAGAAAACCAAAGCAGAUAAAACACUGUGGAGCUGAACUUUGGAUGUGAGCGGUGACGCCUCAAAAUAUUCAGUGAAAUAACUGAAAAGCACUCAAAAAAACACAAUAGAUUCAAUCCUGCCUUGGUGUGAAAGUGAUGUGUUAAAAAAUACAGGCUGAUCCUUGUAGCAAUGUCUGUUUAUUUCCAAACCAAAGACCCAGGGACCACACUUCUGAAGGACAGAUCAAAUCUCACUAUGCAAAGGGAGAAGUAACAGACUCCUGCUCUUUGCUGAGUUAUUUGGUACUGAAACAGAGCAUUGCCUCUGACAAAAGCACUUUAUAAUUAAUGUGGACAUGUGGUGCUUCCUUUUUUUUCUUGAGGCCAGCUGAUCAGUGUGACUACAAAUUAGUUUUAGUAAUUUUAUUUCCAUAACUAAGACCUCAAAGUGCAGGAAUUUACUGUUAAGAAUGUAUUACUUUUAUGUAUGAUUAUUCAAUACAGUAUACCUUACAGUAUACCUUAAAAAAUCACCUAUUAAUCUAUUUUCAUUAGGCACUUUCCAGAACAUGCUAAAAUAUUUAAAUCGUUUUCUUUUUAUGUUAUAUGCAUCUAGUUUGAUGUUAUAAUGCAGUCUUUUCAGUGAAUCAUUGCAGAUGCAAUAUGUGCCUAGAGCUGUAAACAUUUUCAGGUCAUACCGUAUAAUGGAAUUAGCCAUGUAAGUAUGCUUUUUUGCAGACUGCAUGCAAGUACCGUGUUAUUGAAUGAGCCGAAAUUUCCUCUAAAUCCAGAUGCUGGAGUUUAAAAUCUGCACAUUUUAUACAAAUGGUAAUGUUUUUCUUUCUUUUUACCAGCAAGGUAAUUCUGUGUUGCAAUUAGGUUUUAAACCAUGAUACAGUAUGUAAUGUGCAACAAAGUUGAAACUGAUAAGCAUAAGAUGUGUCUUCAAAUGUGUUUUUACAAAAGUUGGGGAUUGUAAACUUCUGCCUUAUAAUCAAGUUUGUGCUGAACAAUCAUGAAGAGUGCAAUAUAUUUCUAUUGCAAUUGAUACUUUUUCAGGAUUGCCUUUGUACACUUGAGUUUGUAAUCUUUUUUUAAAUGUUUGAUUUUUGUUCUAAAGGUAUUUUCUUUCAAUAAA
This is a messenger RNA of Etheostoma spectabile (orangethroat darter), 5309 nucleotides long. RefSeq names its product multidrug resistance-associated protein 5. Bases 27 to 4211 code for a protein of 1394 amino acids. The record is from RefSeq and is a predicted model, not a curated record. Gene Ontology annotation, cellular component: membrane. NCBI's taxonomy places the organism in Eukaryota, Metazoa, Chordata, Actinopteri, Perciformes, Percidae. Gene Ontology annotation, molecular function: ATP binding; ATP hydrolysis activity; ABC-type transporter activity. The transcript has 29 exons. Gene Ontology annotation, biological process: transmembrane transport.